This is a messenger RNA of Harpegnathos saltator (Jerdon's jumping ant), 1338 nucleotides long. RefSeq names its product L-lactate dehydrogenase A-like 6A. The record is from RefSeq and is a predicted model, not a curated record. Gene Ontology annotation, biological process: pyruvate metabolic process; lactate metabolic process. The transcript has 7 exons. Lineage: Eukaryota; Metazoa; Arthropoda; Insecta; Hymenoptera; Formicidae. Bases 1 to 1233 code for a protein of 410 amino acids. Gene Ontology annotation, molecular function: L-lactate dehydrogenase (NAD+) activity.
AUGACGGAAUCGAGGAGAACAACCGCCGGCAACACGAAGACUUUCCUGCUGAACAAACAGCCGGAACAGCUUGCGGAUGGCGAUCGCAUUAAGGUCGUCGUCGUCGGAAGUGCGCCCAAAGGCGUCGCGGUCGCUAUAGCGGUCCUCUUCAAGUUUGAGAAGUUUCGUUCUGGCGAUUUUAAUCUUGAAAAUGAAUCACGUGGGCGACCCGAGACCAAAGUGGAUAAUGAUGAACUGGAAGCUGUAGUGGAAGCGGAUAUAUCUCAAAUUACGUAUAAAUUAGUAGCAAGAUUCAACGUUACUAAUCCAAUAAUAUUGGAUCAUUUGAAACAAAUCGGCAAGCCGCAGCGCCUCGCCUCCGAGCUCAUCCUGAUAGACGCGAAUGAGGACCUCGCCAAGGCGGAAGCAGAAGACAUCAGCCACGCGGCGGUGUACCUCGGCGAUCCGAAGAUUAUUGGCACCAAAGAUUACGCUUGCGCCCGAGACGCCGCGGUGUGCGUGAUCACCGUUGGGAAUCAGUCUCAUGAGCAUCAGCAGCCGGUGGAUCAUCUAGAUCACAAUCUGCGAAUUUUCAAGGACAUCAUCCCGAAUGUCUGCAAGUACGCGCCGAACAGCGUUCUUCUGGUCCUCUCCAGGCCAGUCGACAUCUUGUCGUACGUCGCCAUGAAGCUGUCGGGAUUCCCACCGAAUCGCGUGAUCGGAAUAGGAACGUUUCAGGAUAGCUGCAGGUUUCAAUAUUUUGUCGCACAGAAACUUGGCAUUUCAGCGAGCAUGAUUCAAGCGUUGAUCAUCGGAGAGAGCGGACCAGCUUCUGUGCCAGUUUGGUCGACCGUUGCGUGCAUGGGCUUGCCGUUGAAGGAAAUAAACAAAAAGAUCGGUACGAAGGAGGACCCGGAAUCGUGGGGCGAUCUGCAUACGAAAGUCAUCGAUACUGACAACAACCUGAUCGCCAGAAAGGGUUAUCAUAGCUGGGGGAUGGGCAUCUGCGCGAGCGAGGUAGUCGACGCCAUCGUGCGCAAUACUUGCGCCUGUUUCACCGUCUCGACGUACAUGAAGGGUUGCCGACACGGAAUGGAGAAAGAUAUCUUCAUGUCAUUACCGUGCGUAGUAGGCAGAAACGGCGUGCAAUCGGUCAUUCGUCUGCCGUACACACUCAGGGAGCAGGAACUGAUGACGGUAUCUUGCCAGAGGAUUUACGAGACGCAGAAGUCGAUUCUCGACCAGAUCGAGUGACCGACAGACGCGACCGCAAUACUCGUCGCACACGCUUUUGUAGCAUCGCGAUACUCGGCCGUGAGAUUCAAAGACUUAGAUGUUCUCUCGAGCGUUGAAAAACAA